CCCAAGCAGCUUGCACAUCUGUGUGGAGCAGCGGCCAGAGCACAGAGUCUCCAAAUUGAGAGGAACACACCUGACCAGGUCACCUUCGUCUCCCCGGCAGAAGCAGCAGCAAAGAGGACGUGAUGGCCUGGUGGAAAGCCUGGAUUGAACAAGAGAGUGUCUCAGUGAAGGGCAGCCCCCACUUCAACCCAGACCCGGAUGCAGAGACCCUCUACAAAGCCAUGAAAGGGAUUGGGACCAAUGAGCAGGCCAUCACCGACGUGCUCACACGGAGAAGCAAUGAGCAGCGGCAGCAGAUUGCCAAAUCCUUCAAGGCUCAGUUCGGCAAGGACCUCACCGAGACAUUGAGGUCGGAGCUGAGUGGCAAAUUCGAGAGACUCAUCACGGCCCUCAUGUGCCCGCCAUAUAGAUAUGAAGCCAAGGAGCUGCAUGAUGCCAUGAAGGGCUUAGGAACCAAAGAGGGCGUCAUCAUCGAAAUCCUGGCUUCAAGGACCAAGAACCAGCUGCGGGAGAUAAUGAAGGCAUAUGAGGAGGAAUACGGGUCCAGCCUGGAAGAAGACAUUCAGGCAGACACAAGCGGCUACCUGGAGAGGAUCCUGGUGUGCCUCCUGCAGGGCAGCAGGGAUGACGUGAGUGGCUUUGUGGACCCCGCAUUGGCCCUCCAAGAUGCACAGGAUCUGUACGCAGCGGGCGAGAAGAUUCACGGGACAGAUGAGAUGAAAUUCAUCACCAUCCUGUGCACGCGCAGUGCCACGCACCUGAUGAGAGUGUUUGAGGAAUAUGAGAAAAUCGCCAACAAGAGCAUUGAGGACAGCAUCAGGAGUGAGACGCACGGCUCGCUGGAGGAGGCCAUGCUCACAGUAGUGAAGUGCACCCGGAACAUCCACAGCUACUUUGCGGAGAGGCUUCACUAUGCCAUGAAGGGAGCAGGGACACGUGAUGGUACCCUGAUAAGAAACAUCGUUUCACGGAGUGAGGUUGACUUGAAUCUUAUCAAGAAUCAGUUCAAGAAGAUGUAUGGCAAGACCCUCAGCAGCAUGAUCAUGGGAGACACCAGUGGUGACUACAAGAAUGCUCUGCUGAACCUGGUGGGCAGCGACUCCUGAAGGUUGAGACAAGAGCAAAAGCCAAGAAGCUGGAACCAUCCAGUUCUGCUUAUUCGAACUUGGCCACAGAUGGGGGUGGGGGAAGAACAGGGGACACAGCAAAUCUUUCAAUCUUCAAUCUCCAGCUUCCAGUACUUUCCAAACAAUAUUUCAGACCCAGGGGGAGGAAUCAGCCUGAGGCACCUCACCCCACUCUCUUCUCAAACCAAUUCCUAGUGUGAGCACAUUGCCAACCUUAGCCUGUCUCUGGUCCAACAAAUACCUGGGCAUGAAGGGGCCUGCAAGGGUUUAAGGUCGACUCUUCCUUCCUACACAGGAGCUUCCCAAGAUUAUCUAGCCACAGAGUCACCUGAGCACAAGGUACACAGAUACUCGGCCACACCCCAUCUACUAGUCCUUACCUGCAGGGAAGGCCCAAGGAGUAGGAGUUUAAAUAAGCAUCUCAGCUCCCUCUCGGGAGACCAGUGAGAAGGCAGGAGAGCCUGUUUAUUUCAGAGAAUAUACUCGUAGCAGCUGAGGAAGGAAAACAUUUAACUGGGCCGACCAGAUGCCACCAACACCCACCAGCCUCAUCUCAAAAUGUCAGGGGUUGAGUAGAAGAAAAUUUCUCUUACCGUCAUCCUAGCAGAGCAAGCUCAAAUCGAUGUCCUAACCAAGGCACCAUGUUCUAAGCGGCUCCACCUCCUCCAGUCCUUGGUCAGAUUAGUUGCCCUUUUCUUCUGGGAGUCAAGCAUGUAGCAUCUCUUACCCCAGCUGAUAAGAGAUGACAACGGCCCCUGGUCGCUGGGGAAGCUGAGAGGUCGUGUUGCGGACUUCAGAAUAAUAAAGAUCUGAACAUUCGAA
This is a messenger RNA of Talpa occidentalis (Iberian mole), 1949 nucleotides long. It is a transcript of the gene ANXA8L1, whose product is annotated as annexin A8 like 1. Gene Ontology annotation, biological process: endosomal transport; negative regulation of serine-type endopeptidase activity; endosome organization. Bases 123 to 1106 code for a protein of 327 amino acids. Lineage: Eukaryota; Metazoa; Chordata; Mammalia; Eulipotyphla; Talpidae. The record is from RefSeq and is a predicted model, not a curated record. Gene Ontology annotation, molecular function: calcium-dependent phospholipid binding; calcium ion binding. Gene Ontology annotation, cellular component: cytoplasm. The transcript has 12 exons.